AUGCAGCUUCCUCACUACAUCAUGCAGCUUCCUCUCUUCAACAAAGUGAUUCCUCUCUUCUUCAAAGUGCUUCCUCUCUUCAACAAAGUGCUUCCUCUCUUCAUCAUGCAGCUUCCUCUCUUCAUCAAGAUGCUUCCUCUCUUCUUCAAAGUGCUUCCUCUCUUGAUCAAGGUGCUUCCUCACUACAUCAAGAUGCUUCCUCUCUUCUUCAAAGUGCUUCCUCUCUUCAACAAAGUGCUUCCUCUCUUCAUCAUGCAGCUUCCUCUCUUCUUCAAAGUGCUUCCUCUCUUCAACAAAGUGCUUCCUCUCUUCAUCAUGCAGCUUCCUCACUACAUCAUGCAGCUUCCUCUCUAA
Messenger RNA from Trichomonas vaginalis G3, 354 nucleotides. Its product is annotated as SLEI family protein family. Lineage: Eukaryota; Parabasalia; Trichomonadida; Trichomonadidae. The coding region runs from base 1 to 354 and encodes 117 amino acids. The transcript has a single exon. The record is from RefSeq and is a predicted model, not a curated record.